GUGAAAGAAACUAAAAGAGAGAUGGGAAGAAAGGGACUCAUCCAAAUAUAUAUAUUAUCUGUGUACAGAGUACAGAGAGAAAAACGAAAAGGCGAAAACCAGAAAAAACCAAUUUAACACCGAAACAGAAAAACCAAAGAACACUUGCAAACACCUAAAACAAAGCAAACGAUAUUUCCUCCUAUAUAUUGUCUCUAACUCUAUCGCGCACACAAAUAAAUAGACCUGUCAAAUUCUGUUCUUUCUUUCUGUUACAAUUUUCUUUCUUUUUCUUAUAUAUAUAUAUAUAUAUAUAUAUAUAUAUAUAUAUAUAUAUAUAUCUGUUACCAAAUUCUAUUUCUUCUUUGCCUCCCUCACCGACCUAAACUUUCUUUCAUUUUGGGUUAUUAAUUUUUCUGGGGAGGCCAAGUUUGUGUUUCAUUCAUUUCAAUCUGAAUUGGGUUUUGGUUAAAUAUUGUAAAGGUGUGAAAUUUAAUGGAUCUCAGUUGGUUGUUGUUGUUGUUGUUGUUGUUGUUUUUGUUGUUUUUGGGUGAUUCUUUGCUUGUGAAUGUGAGUGGGAACAUAGUGUUCCCUGUGCAACACAAGUUCAAAGGCAGAGAAAGAAACUUGAGUGCAUUGAAAGCCCAUGAUGUACGCCGCCAUGGAAGGUUUCUCUUUGAUAUCGAUCUUGAAUUGGGUGGUAAUGGUCAACCUUCUGAAACUGGGCUGUACUUUGCCAAACUUGGGCUUGGAUCCCCUCCAAAAGACUAUUAUGUGCAAGUUGACACAGGAAGUGACAUUCUAUGGGUGAAUUGUGUUGGCUGCAAGAGCUGUCCAAAGAAAAGUGGUCUUGGUUUAGACUUGACACUAUAUGAUCCAAAGAGUUCCUCAACUUCAAGUUCGGUUGCAUGUGAUCAAGCUUUUUGCACUUCCACAUACAAUGGUCAACUUACUGGUUGUAGGCCUGACGUGCUUUGCCAAUAUGAAGUUGUUUAUGGAGAUGGAAGCUCAACUUCUGGUUACUUUGUGAAUGAUAAUGUACAAUUUGAUCGAGUGACUGGAAACCUUCAGACAGCACCAGGAAAUGGGAGUAUAAUAUUCGGGUGUGGAGCUAAACAAUCAGGGGAGCUUGGCACAUCUUCAGAAGCACUUGAUGGCAUACUUGGUUUUGGACAAGCGAAUUCAUCUAUGCUUUCACAACUAGCUUCAGCAGGAAAGGUGAAAAAAAUAUUUGCACAUUGCUUGGAUAAUGUAAAUGGAGGUGGAAUCUUUGCCAUUGGGGAAGUGGUGAAGCCAAAAGUGAACACAACUCCGUUGGUACCAAAUCAGGCACAUUACAAUGUUGUAUUGAAGGAAAUUGAGGUGGGCGGUGAUAAUCUAUCACUUCCUUCAGAUGUAUUUGACAAUGGAUUUCGGAAAGGAACCAUAAUUGACAGUGGUACAACAUUGGCUUAUCUUCCGCAGGUUGUUUACGGAGAACUAAUGUCUAAGAUCUUGGCUCAGCAGCCUGGCCUGAAAUUGCGUACUGUUGAACAGCAGUUUUCUUGUUUCCAGUACAACAGUGGAAAUGUUGAUGAUGGAUUUCCAACUGUCAAGUUUUAUUUUGAGGGUUCGCUUUCUUUAACGGUUUAUCCUCAUGAGUAUCUGUUCCAGAUUUCAGUAAGUAAUAAUGAUAACGUGUGGUGCUUUGGUUGGCAGAAUGGUGGGGAUCAAACAAAAGAUGGGAAGGACAUAACUCUUCUAGGAGAUUUGGUGCUUUCAAAUAAGCUAGUUUUGUAUGAUCUUGAACAACAGAUGAUUGGAUGGACUGAAUACAAUUGCUCUUCAAGCAUUAAGGUGAAGGAUAGCUCUGGAGUGGCGUAUUCCGUUGGCGCCCACAAUCUUUCAUCAGCUUCCACUCUGAUUAUUGGAAGAAAAUUAACAUUUUUGUUGUUAGUGAUUGCUACGCUGCUCAGCUUUAUCAAUUAAAUAGUUGCUGCAAGAGGCAUAGGGUUCAUUAAUUUUCUUGUACUAUAAUUUAUUGAAUGAAAAUGCGUGCUUCAAAUUA
Molecule: messenger RNA, 2026 nt
Organism: Quercus robur (English oak)
Lineage: Eukaryota; Viridiplantae; Streptophyta; Magnoliopsida; Fagales; Fagaceae
Product: aspartic proteinase 36-like
Exons: 10
Coding region: 475-1947 (490 amino acids)
Biological process (GO): proteolysis
Molecular function (GO): aspartic-type endopeptidase activity
Source: RefSeq, a predicted model, not a curated record